Molecule: messenger RNA, 559 nt
Organism: Rattus rattus (black rat)
Lineage: Eukaryota; Metazoa; Chordata; Mammalia; Rodentia; Muridae
Product: rab proteins geranylgeranyltransferase component A 1-like
Exons: 4
Coding region: 15-359 (114 amino acids)
Biological process (GO): small GTPase-mediated signal transduction; protein geranylgeranylation; intracellular protein transport
Cellular component (GO): nucleus; cytoplasm; Rab-protein geranylgeranyltransferase complex
Molecular function (GO): GDP-dissociation inhibitor activity
Source: RefSeq, a predicted model, not a curated record
CGUUUCCUGUCAAGAUGGCGGAUAAUCUCCCUUCGGACUUUGAUGUGAUCGUAAUAGGGACGGGUUUGCCUGAAUCCAUCAUUGCAGCUGCAUGUUCAAGGAGUGGCCAGAGGGUUCUGCAUGUUGAUUCAAGAAGCUACUAUGGAGGAAACUGGGCCAGUUUCAGCUUUUCAGGACUGCUGUCCUGGCUAAAGGAAUACCAGGAAAAUAAUGAUGUUGUGACUGAAAAUUCAAUGUGGCAAGAACAGAUACUUGAAAACGAAGAAGCUAUUCCUCUUAGUAGCAAGGACAAAACAAUUCAACAUGUAGAAGUAUUUUGUUAUGCCAGGUAUGAAAAUCAUUUCUGUAGCAUUCAAUAAGAAAACAGCUCUUUCCUUCUUUUCAUGCUUCUUCAGUAAUAAGGAUGCUGCUAUAGUGAAAUUGAUACAUUAGCUUUCUUUCCUUUUUAAGCUGAAACCCACCGUUGGCGUUCUCUGAUUUUGGUGUAAUAAUGUCUAACAUUAAUGCCAUGCACUUCAUUUUAUCUUUGUAUCAAUCCUGUGUUCCAGUAGGGCUGAGC